Daldinia caldariorum is the source of this 1770-nucleotide messenger RNA. RefSeq names its product PNK3P-domain-containing protein. The coding region runs from base 1 to 1416 and encodes 471 amino acids. Gene Ontology annotation, biological process: DNA repair. NCBI's taxonomy places the organism in Eukaryota, Fungi, Ascomycota, Sordariomycetes, Xylariales, Hypoxylaceae. The record is from RefSeq and is a predicted model, not a curated record. The transcript has 7 exons. Gene Ontology annotation, molecular function: double-stranded DNA binding; ATP-dependent polydeoxyribonucleotide 5'-hydroxyl-kinase activity; polynucleotide 3'-phosphatase activity.
AUGCCAAUAUACAUAAUGGCAUCGUCCGAUCCGAAUCCUAGCAAACGGAAAGUGCUAGAGAAAUCCAUAUCGCCUCCGCCUCUAAAGCGUAAAACCCAAAGUAACAUAUCAAAAAAUGCCGUGGCUGCUUUCUUCACCCCGACGUCUCAGAAACCAAAGGACCGGACGACCUGGACCGAGCGCGCGCCCGAUAGUAGCGAUUCGUCGCCAACUUUACUUGUUGGCCGGUAUGAGCCUGAGAAGGUAGAGGAGUCCGCUCGGAGGAAAAGAAGGAAGAUAGCCGCGUUCGAUAUGGAUUCAACGCUUAUAACCACGGUAUCAGGCAAGAAAUUUACGGACGACCCCAACGAUUGGAAGUGGUGGGCCCCAGACGUGCCGUCUCGGUUACGGAAGCUAUACGAAGAAGACUACCAGGUCGUGAUUUUAAGCAACCAAGCCGGGCUGACAUUACACCCGGAUCCCAAAUCUAAAGCGCCGAAGGCUGGCAGCAAAGCCAGAGUCGAUAAUUUCAAACAAAAGUCCAGCGCGGUGCUCGCCCAACUCGAUUUGCCCACCGCUAUAUACGCUGCUACGGGUCACGACGAAUUCCGCAAGCCGCGCACCGGCAUGUGGUCCGAAGUCUGUCGUGAUUACGGCCUACGCGACGACGAGAUCGAUCUUGCGAGUAGCAUAUUUGUGGGCGACGCAGGUGGCCGCACAGCGCAACUGAAAGACAGUGGGAGAGGUACAGCCGCCGCGAAAGAUUUCAGUUGUUCGGAUCGAAAUUUCGCACAUAACGUCGGCAUCGCCUACCUGACCCCAGAAGAGUUCUUCCUCGGCGAGCCGCCGCGAGAAUUUACAAGAGAUUUUGACCUCGCUUCUUUCCCGUACUCCGAUACGGAGAGCACUGGUGACCAUGGGGGUAACGAAGUACUGUUCGAGAAACUUAAUAAACAGGAUAUUGUCCUCUUCUGCGGACCCCCUGGCGCUGGAAAAAGCACGUUCUACUGGCGGAACUUGAAGCCUCUAGGUUACGAACGCGUUAAUCAGGAUGUACUGAAAAGCCGUGCCAAGUGCUUCAAGGCUGCUGGGGAUCUUCUCAGCCAAGGGAGCUCAGUAGCGAUCGAUAAUACGAACGCCGAUGCGGACGGUAGGAAGGAAUGGGUCGAAUUCGCACGGAAGCACAACGUGCCCAUUCGUUGCGUCUGGUUCAAAGUCCCUAAGGCGCUCUGCGAGCAUAAUGAUAUAGUCCGGGCCCUCAACAAGCCGAUGAAUCCCGAAGCCCGCACAGCACUGCCUCGUCUCGCGUUUAAUGGAUACUUCUCUCGCUUCAAGGAGCCCGAAGCUAAAGAAGGGUUUCAAGACAUAGUCGAGGUCGAUUUCAAAUUCCGCGGCACGAAAGAGGAGUAUGCUAUUUGGGGACGUUACUGGCGAUGAGGCGAAAAUAUUCCUCCUUAACUCUUAAUGUAGUAACAGGUACCUAGUACGACCCUAGCUGAGACGAAAAGGCCGGGAGUGCUGAAGACUAUUUGAAUCGCGACGAUAUUUUUGUAGCUUCUGGCUCAUGAUUUUAAGUACAACUUUCAUUCCCAGUGGCCCGUUUUUCAGACAAGUGAUCUACAUUCCGAUACAAUUGAUGGAACCGGGUAAUUUACAUAAUCAUCCCACCGCAUCUUGUCUCUCAGUAACAGCGUACAUAUGACACCAUAAGAAAAAGAGGGCAGCUUUAUCCUCCGUACAACCUCGGGGUAUCCUGUUUCUUACGAACUGCCAUCUCGGCUAUCAUUGCCC